AUGGCAUCUUUGAAACAAUUCGAGGCGAGCGAAGUAGCAGCUCACAACACAAAAAACGAUCUUUUUGUCAUCAUUCAUGGAAAAGUGUACGACAUCACAGACUAUGUGCGAGACCAUCCCGGUGGUGCGGAUUUGUUGGUAGAUGUCGCCGGUACAGAUGCAACAGUUGCGUUUGAGGAUGUCGGUCACUCAGAGGAUGCAUCUGAGAUCCUGGACACAUACUUGGUCGGCAACAUCAAGGAUGCGCACGAAUUUGUCCAACCCAAAAAGGUCGUUCGUGUAAUCAAGCCAAUCUCUUCCGUUGCGGAGACACCUAAGAAGUCAUCAAUCACCCUCAAAACAGCGAGCACAAUUACUGCCACAUUUGCUGCAACUGCACUGGUUUACGUCUGUUCGAAGAAUCACCGAACCCUGGCCGACUUCUGCACUAAGCACUCCCCGGCGUCCCUACGGAUCUCCGAGGUGCGUGUUCCAUUCGGAAACAUUCUGCGUGGUGGAUUCUUCAGUGGAGUCACUGCUGCCACUCUGGCUUGCGCGACUAUUGGCGGUGUUAUUGGAAACCAACUCUCAAAGUUCACCAAAGUCGACUCUGGUUUCACCAAGUACCCUCCCCACAUGAAAGCAUCGACAAUCAAGAAGCAAGACCCGCAUCUUGUGAAGGGUUUCCUAGAGCCCAAAGUCUACAAAAAACUCCCGCUCGUCCAAAAAGAUCAACUUUCGCCCAAUGUGUACCGCUUCGUAUUUCAAUUAGCCAAUCCACGGGAUGUGAUUGGACUCCCAAUCGGCCAGCAUGUUGCUAUCAAAGCCAUGGUCAACGGAGCUGCUGUCUCAAGAUCUUAUACUCCGACAUCCAAUAACCUGGAUUUUGGAAAACUGGAGCUAGUCAUCAAAUGCUACCCAGAUGGCAUUCUCACAGGCCAAUACCUUGAGUCCCUAGAAGUCGGCGACAAAGUGGAAUUCCGGGGCCCGAAAGGCGGGAUGAAAUAUCACAAUGGUCUCUGCAAGAAAAUUGGUAUGAUUGCCGGUGGAACCGGAAUCACCCCGAUGUACCAACUUAUCCGGGCGAUUUGUGAAGAUGAUCGUGAUACGACUGAAAUCAGUCUGAUCUACGCCAACCGGACUGAAGAGGAUAUUCUUCUUCGUCGCGAAUUGGAAGCCUUUGCGCGAGGAUAUCCCAAGAACUUCAAGCUCUGGUACAUGCUUGACCAUCCCGAUGAGAAUUGGAAAUACGGAAAGGGAUACGUUACCGCAGAAGUCAUGGCUGCUAGAUUGCCUGGUCCAGCAUCUGAUACUAAGAUCAUGCUUUGUGGACCACCAGGUAUGGUGAAUGCUUCAAAGAAGAGUUUGGUGGCUGCGGGCUUCACAGCUCCUAGUGCUGUCGGAAAGAUGACCGAUCAGAUCUUCUGCUUCUAG
Messenger RNA from Penicillium roqueforti, 1413 nucleotides. RefSeq lists its product as uncharacterized. Gene Ontology annotation, cellular component: endoplasmic reticulum. The transcript has 2 exons. The record is from RefSeq and is a predicted model, not a curated record. The coding region runs from base 1 to 1413 and encodes 470 amino acids. Gene Ontology annotation, molecular function: oxidoreductase activity; heme binding. NCBI's taxonomy places the organism in Eukaryota, Fungi, Ascomycota, Eurotiomycetes, Eurotiales, Aspergillaceae.